AUGCAUGAAAAUCAAGGCUGUCCUCCUUCCCUAUCCAACCAGGGAAAGCUCCGCCUACCAAAAAAGAAAUCGGAACUGGUAGACUGUCUACUAGCGGAUGGCACAGCUGCACAAUCUACUAGGGAGACUGUCAAUGUUACCAUAAUCGAUGGGGCUGUAGCUGUCAAUAUGAUCAGACCAAGCAAAGAGACAACAUUUGAAGAUUACGCUUUGAAAUCCUUCCUACCGUACAUAGAAACACAAUCCAGACUUGUUGACCGAAUAGAUGUUGUGUGGGACGUUUACGUUCAAAACAGCCUGAAACAUACAACCAGAUGCAACCGAGGGGCUGGUGUUCGACGUCGUAUCUCUGCAAGCAGUCCUAUUCCUCGCAAUUGGGGUGAAUUUCUUCGUGUGGAUGAGAACAAAACCCAACUUUUAAAGUUUCUGGCAGAGUAUUUAUCUAACCACAACAUGGAGAAGCAAGUCAUUACGACAGUCGGAAACCAAGUGCUCAGUACAGCAUGA
Messenger RNA from Paramuricea clavata, 507 nucleotides. The record is from the annotation of a GenBank genome assembly. Lineage: Eukaryota; Metazoa; Cnidaria; Anthozoa; Malacalcyonacea; Plexauridae.